UUUAUAUGGUAGUUCAGGUGGUAAGAUUGCAUUAAUAGGUGCUUUCUAAAUACUAAUAAACACGGAAUAUGGUUCCCAAGCUAAAGCGAUGCAACAGCAAUAAAUCUAAACGGUAAUGCUGGUAAUGUUCAUAUUCUUGUAUUGUUUGUCGUACGAAAAAGAAGAGGCAGGGAAUGAACGUAUUUCACUCUUGUCCGUUGGCACUAUGAAAAUGAACGUGCUAUUCCAUCUUUCGUCCGGUGCUUUUGCGGACUGUCUAAGUAGCUCAGUCUUCACAGGAUAUCGAGAACGAGUGAAAAAAAGGUUUUAACGAAACCCCGGACAAAACAGCAGUGACAGGCAUCAGUCCUCGCAUACAAAACAUACCUAUGUUUUGCAAUUAAGCUUUUAACAGCUGAAAAUGAUCUGAACUGAAUUGAGUGAACUCUCGAAAAUGAAGUCGCAGUAUGAAGGAAUGCAUCGUAAAACAGUUCAACCCCAAACCGCAAAAUGAUGUGUAAAAGCAGGCCGUGGCUUUGAGGAAAACAUCCUCUUUUUUUUUCCCGAGCAGGAAGUCCAGGGAGAUAAUUAUGCACGUAUAGUGUGAAAAACACUGGUGUCAGACAGUGCUGGCACGCUGUGUUUGUUUUUGUAGGAAGUGAAGGUGUCAUUUGUCCAUAUCAAGUCUGUUGCUAAGGACCCUAGGCCACGGAUAAUAGCGCUCCCGCACAGCCCUUCAUAUCUAAUGACUGUAAAACAUGACUCAUAUGAGCGCAGGAUGAGCACCUGGUGUGCUCCUGUUCACACAAAACCAACGUGACAUACGUAUUUAUGUAUUUGUGUGCCGCACGGAAGAACCAUGAAUCAAAAGAUCAGGUGGACGGUAAUAGUCACGUUCACGCACCAUCAAAGAGCGAAGGGAAAAUUCCUCACGUAUAAGGUAACCCGGCUUCGGUCAACACUUCAUUGUUUGCAGCAACGCAAGAAGAAGAGACAGGUAAAAAUAGCUUGUUUACAUCACAGUGGCAUUUAAUAAAAUCAUGUUUUUUUCGAAAAACAGACAACCAUGCAAAAUAUAUCAUUAGGCUCUCUGAGGCAGCGUGGCUCAUCGUCUAUUAAUGCAUUUGAUUAUAAUGACUUGUACUGGACACAGUCAACUUUUAAGGGCCUUGUGCGUGUGUGUGUGUGUGUGUGUGUGUGUGCGUGUGUGUGGUUUUAGAGGUGAAUGAGUUAAUCAAAAGUGGGCUGGAAAUAAUGAAUGUGUGUUUGCGUUGCCAACUGAAGUCACUAGCCUACAUGCUAAAAAUAAUUGUAGUCUGUAAUGCAGGCUGGCUAGCGGCACUGAAUUAUGAAUAUGAUACAAUUUCCCUUUUUAUUUUGUCAGUUUUCCUUCCAUUUUAUGUUGCAAAAGACUAUUUCCAUCCAAAACCAUUUAUUUUCGAACAGAACAGAAAUCUCAAGCGAAUAAAUAAAGCAGGAGGCAUAAUUAAGCUCAAAAAUAAAUGGACGAUUUAUACUUGUAUCUAUUUAAUUUUCAGUCUCUAAUUAAAAACUAGGUAAAAAAAAAAACUGUAUAACAAACCGUGAGCUUUGUGUGAGGGAAAGACACAAGCGUUAAUUGUUGUUCGCUAAAAGAAUCGAUUCUGUUGAUUCGGUUAACACGACGAGUUUACAAUGAUUCGUUCACCAACCGAACCGAUUCUCGAGUUCAUUUCACCGAUUAAAUGGAUCACUGGAGGGAACACAGCGACCUGAAUUAAGGUCUACUUCUCUCACAAAGUUGUCACACUUUUUCAAAAGACCUAUCAUACUGUCUUGUUGAGGACAUUAAUGACACUUUGUUGUGAUGUCGCGUCCUUUUUAGGCACUGGAGGCUAAGCCUGUUCAUUAAUGAAUUAUGAAAGAAUUCAGAAAGAAUUCAUGGGGGUUUUGGUGACACGAGGGUGAGUAAAUGAUGACUGGUUUAUGGUUAGACCUUUGUUGUGCUGUAAUUACAAAAACUUAAAUAAACAGUUUACAGUUGAAUUUCGAAGUAGAGAUAGAUUUUCCUGGAAAUUAAGCAUUUCUUUUAAAUUUAAUCACUCUUUACUAUAUAGGGAACACUUUACAAUAAAUUCCAUGAAGGUCAUCAUUUCGAUGUUUAACAGAUAUUAGUUAAUGGCAUUAAAGUACGAAAGGAUAUAAAGGUACGUUAACUAUGUAUAUGUUUAGCAUUAGCCAUUUAUGUGUUUAGACUUAUUAAGAUAUAUUAUAAAGUGUUACUAGGUUACAUCACUGCGGUUUUGUGUUACUGCCUGUGAAACAAUAAUCCUUUACAUUAGCAGCCACUGAUUCAUGCUCUCAUACACGCUUUAAUGAGCACAGUCUACGCUACGCCUAUCUGAAACGCAUUGACCAAUAGGAUCGCCGGUGGCCCUAGCCGCGAGCCGUGUUGGCCAAUAGGAACAUCUAAGGGCGGGGCUGAACUCUCUCAACGCUGUCAAAGAAUUUCCUCAUGGAUUUGCGGUCUUGGAGUUGUCAUGUUUUGAGUUGUGGGAGUGUGUUUAAUUUGGAUAUUGUGAGCGACAGAGCGGUGAUGUAUGAACGGCUUUCGCUUAUUUAACUUAUUUAAUUCUUUGCUGACAUCACUGUGAUUAGCGCAUUCCUGUCGCAACUUCAUCUCUGCCAACUUAUUAUUUCUCAGUUAUGACGCCUAUGUAAACAGUCCCGCGGUAGGUUCACCCUGACCGGGGCUCACUGACAAGGAUGCUUUGGGUCGGUCACUGAUUGCUUUUAAUGUAAGGACACUUGUGGAUUCUUCAGGAAGAAAACGGGUUUUAUUCCAGCAUGUCCCGGAGGAAACAGGCUAAGCCACAGUAUGUUUUCACCGAUCAUACAAUGGAGAAUGACCCCAUUCCAAACUACGAUGUCCAUAUCUGUGAACAAUGCUGUGCUGAAUUUUCCAGUACGACAGACCUAUACCAACAUCAAAAACACUGUUCAAAAGAUCAGUUAGUUCUAAUAAUAAGUGAAAACGAAAGCCUAGAUUCUCCACCUUCUGGCCUCACAAUUAAUUCACCAUUCUUCAACACCGAGGAGAAUUUGGAUGGAGCGGCAAGUAACGACUAUACAGAAGAACUUUGUGACUUUUCAAAUGAUGGAUCAUCGGUAGAAGCUGAAGAAUCCUUACACGCGUUUCAAAACAGUAGUCAUGACAUUGGCAAAAAGUUUCGUUUAUAUCACGAUAAUGAAAACAGUGUUUAUGUUGAUAGUACAGAUUUAUCGACUGUAUUACCUCAAGAAAAUACCUUACUUGAGUUAUGUAAAUUAUCAGCCAUUAAUAGCAAUGUCUUCAUUGAGAACCUAGAAAACACUAAAGUUGCUGUUGCUCAGUUCUCACAUGAAACCAGUUUAAAUCCAAAGACAAGCUGCAGAGAUCGUAGCGACAGCAAAAUGGCUGCAUCUGGUUUGAUUGAGCAGCUGUUAACACUGCAGGAACAGCAGGUGCAGCAGUUAAAACUAAUUGAAGAAAUUCGACGCCAAAUAAUGCUAUUAGCAUCCCAAAAUUCUGAUACUCCCGUGGCCACAAAUACCUACAAUGGUCUGUCUCAAACCAGUUCGCUGAUAAAACUAAGUUCACACCUCUCUGAACAACUCACAGCAGCUGCUGGGCUGGUAGAAAACCUAGCUGCUAAUGUUAAACCGUCUAAACAAGUUAUUUCACAAAACACACAAGAUGACUUAAGGGGUGAUAAAGGAAACUUCCACAUAAUUGAUGAAAACAGAGGAAACCCAUCAAAGGUCGGUAGUGAUCUGUGUAGUAAUCAGUCUUUGAAUGGCAACACAGUCAUUGAUACAGCUGAUGGCACAACUCAUUUAAAAAAUCCUGCACAAUCUCCUGCGUCAAUUACAGAUGGGUUUCUAAACAAACUCGAAUUGCCCCAUAAACCGAACGGCUUUAAUAUGUCUGCAAACACCUUGCCUAGUAUUGGGGCAAUUGUGGAGGACCUGAAUGCUUUGACUGCCCUAGCCCAGCAUAGGAAAGUCAAACCCCUCAACGUAAGUGUAUGUGAACACAAGAGACCAUCUGAAGAUUGUAUAUUCAAGCACAAAUGCAGGUUCUGUGCCAAAGUAUUUGGAAGUGACAGUGCUUUGCAGAUACACCUGCGUUCUCACACUGGAGAGCGACCCUACAAAUGUAACAUAUGUGGAAAUCGGUUUUCCACCCGUGGAAAUCUCAAAGUCCAUUUCCAGCGUCACAAGGAGAAGUAUCCUAACAUACUAAUGAAUCCUUAUCCAGUUCCAGAGCAUUUAGAUAACGUCCCAACCAACACAGGUAUUCCAUAUGGGAUGUCUCUGCCUCCUGAGAAGGCUGCUCUCAACUGGUUGGAUAGUAAAUCUUUAGUAGGUAACUCACUUGGCUUUAGGCUGCCAUCAUCUUUGCCAAGUCUUCUACCCAUCAUUAAAAAAGAGGACGAAGGGGUAUCAAUAACUAAACAUCAUAGUCCUGUUGUCAGUGAGGUGUGUGAGACAAGUAAUGGACAUCCAGAGGGAUUUAGUCGUAGCCCUCCCCUAAUUUCAAAUCAGAAAUUUCAUGAGGUUACACAACCCUUGAGUGUUGCUACCUUACUAAGCUCCUCAGGGGAAGGUUCAAGAGAUAACAUUGCUAUUAAUACCUCGGUCAAUACAACAUUAAUAACCGAGCUAAAAUCAGAGCAGCUUGAAAACAGGUGUCUUUUUGCAAGUCUUCCGAAUCCUCCUGGAGCAUCUGAAACUUCAAAGCUGGAGCAGUUGGUGGAGAACAUUGACAAGAAGUCUACUGACCCCAAUGAGUGUGCAAUCUGCCACCGAGUUCUUAGCUGUCAAAGUGCUCUUAAAAUGCAUUACCGCACACAUACCGGAGAAAGGCCAUUCAAAUGCAGAAUAUGUGGACGGGCAUUUACAACCAAGGGCAAUCUCAAAACACACUACAGCAUUCAUCGUUCCAUGACACCUCUUAGAAUACAGCACUCAUGCCCCAUAUGUCAAGAAAAGUUUACAAAUGCAAUGGUUCUACAGCAGCAUAUCCAUAUGCAUAUGGGUGGUCACAUUCCCAAUGUCCCAUUGCACGAUAGCUGUGCAGAACCAAUGGAUCAGGAUAUUGACUCAGUAGAUGAUAGGACUUUAGAAGAGGAUACCUUGUCCAGUGAGUACAUGGAUAUUAUGGAAGGUGCAUCUGAUUCAAAAUACCCAGCCUCUUUACCGGACAGUCUAUGUUCUUCACCUGCUUCUUCUGAGUUUGCCAUGGCAACUGGGUCAGAGAGUCAGAUUGCGGGUUUAAAUGUGGAAAAUUUGUCAAAUGUCAAUAAAUUGACUUUGGGGAAUGGAUCAGUGGAUGGAGAACGCUCAACCCUGAGAUUAUCUUCACUAGAUAGUGACCAGGAGAGUGCAGGGAAAAGGAUUUCAGCCAUCACUGAGACGACACCCUCCUGGAACCCAUCCUCCCCCAAUGGCUCUGUUUUUGAAAGGCAAGGAUACACUACAACUGACAGAAAUCUGAACUCUGCUGAAUCAAAAAUCUCAAGCCUACAUCCAAAUCUUACAGUGUCUAGAUUACUUGAUGGAACAUCUGGGGAUUCACCAAAAGAUAGCUUGACCAUGAUUUUUCCAUUUAAUGAGCGAGGAUCCCUAAAAAGCAAUGUUUGUGAUAUCUGCAACAAGACAUUUGCCUGUCAAAGUGCUCUGGAUAUUCAUUACCGAAGUCACACCAAAGAGCGACCAUUCAUCUGCACUUCAUGCAAUAGAGGGUUCUCAACCAAAGGCAACCUUAAACAGCACAUGCUUACCCACCAAAUGCGAGAGUUACCUUCACAGUUAUUUCAGCCAGCAAAUCAGAUUCUGAUUUUUCCACCAAAUCAGUUUCUACCCUCUAUGGAACCAAUUAUUCCCCCGAAAAGGAUUGACCACAAUGGCCUCAUCAAAAAACAUCCUAAAGAUUCACACACAGGUGUAGUUAGCUCAACUGCUUCCACAUUGCCUGCACUUUCUACACCAACAUUAACAGCAACACCACUUCGGCGAACAGCUAAACAGCACUUCUGCCACACUUGUGGGAAGACCUUCUCUUCUUCAAGUGCACUGCAAAUUCAUGAAAGAACCCACACUGGUGAGAAACCCUUUGCCUGCAACAUAUGUGGACGUGCAUUUACCACGAAAGGAAAUUUGAAGGUUCAUAUGGGGACUCACAUGUGGAGCAGUUCUCCAGCCAGACGAGGUCGCAGACUUUCUGUUGAUGGUCCAUUCCUAAGAACCAGUUCUGAGCAAUUUCAGGACUCUUCCCCAAAAGAUGUUGUGGGUAAAGUGCAUAACAGAAAUUCCUUAGGCCUCUGGAGCCAAUAUACCUCUCUCACAAGUGGUUUGGGUGCAAGAACAAAUGAAAUACCUGUAAUUCAAAAUGGUGUCAUACCUCACCUGUCAAUUUCUGCUGGGCAACUGGAGAACAUGGAAAAAUUACAACUCAACAGAGCUUUACCUUGGCUUGAGAGAUUGAGCGAAAAUGGUGCAACUUUUCAUUUCCGGAAACUGGUAGAAGACAACAAAACAACAGUUACAAAUUGAUUUUCGUCUUUCAGGGUGCAAACCUGUACAUUCAAAUGUGAUGCAAUUUCAUAUAUUUGUUGUUUCUUUAGGGUUUUGUACAAGUGUACCCUAUGUAGUGACAACAAUACAAAUUCUGCUGUUGGUUGAUGUUCCCUAGUUAGAUCUUCACAAUUGAAGUAGUGUUGAUUGUAUUUUUUUUAUUAUUUUGAUGCUUUUUGUUGUUUUGCUGAGGAACAUUCUAAGUGUUAUGCAGCUACGAUUUAUUUUACAAUUAAGUUUUGUUUGUUUUUUAAUAACUGAAGGUAUUCAUCCAGUACAUCUGCUGAAAUGAUUUGUGAUGAGGUAUGUUUGUACCAUGGAUAAAUGAAUCCCUAUUUCUUAUCAAAAACUACUUAUCAGUCAGUGUUUCACAUUAAUAUAUUUUGUGCUUGAAUUCUGUGUUCUUUUAUGCGUACAGUAUUUAGGUUGUAAAUGUAAACACUUAACCAUACUAAAACUAUUUAUUUUUAUUUUUUACCAAUAUACAUUUAUAUUGUUACAUUGGAGGAACCGUUAUGUGUGACGUUACUUUAUGUUGUGGCAUCAUGUCUUGUAUAUUAUGGCAACUGCAUAAGUUCUCAAAGCCAUUUUCCAUUUCUGUGCAUUUGGCUUAUAACAAAGCAUGAAUUAUUUCAUUUCCCGUUUGAUUAAAAGGAGUGUGCUUUUGUAAUUUUACUUAGUCAUAGCAUAUGAGUGUCUAUACCUUCAAGCGCCUGUCUUCUCUUUUACUGAUUUACCUUUAACAAAGAAAUGAUUCUUUCCCUACUUCCACACAAGCAGAAUUCAUGCCCUUUCUCUACUGAUAAAAAUCUAGGUCACCUUGUCCUCUGCAUUUACAUUUCAAUAAACUUACCAAUAAUAACA
This is a messenger RNA of Puntigrus tetrazona (Sumatra barb), 7440 nucleotides long. It is a transcript of the gene sall1b, whose product is annotated as spalt-like transcription factor 1b. Gene Ontology annotation, molecular function: RNA polymerase II cis-regulatory region sequence-specific DNA binding; DNA-binding transcription factor activity, RNA polymerase II-specific. Gene Ontology annotation, biological process: regulation of transcription by RNA polymerase II. Bases 2806 to 6555 code for a protein of 1249 amino acids. Lineage: Eukaryota; Metazoa; Chordata; Actinopteri; Cypriniformes; Cyprinidae. Gene Ontology annotation, cellular component: nucleus. The record is from RefSeq and is a predicted model, not a curated record. The transcript has 3 exons.